Molecule: messenger RNA, 698 nt
Organism: Neolamprologus brichardi
Lineage: Eukaryota; Metazoa; Chordata; Actinopteri; Cichliformes; Cichlidae
Source: RefSeq, a predicted model, not a curated record
GCAGAUGUCCUUGGAUUGGCUGGAAAAGCGGUUCUGGGCCAUCGCCAAGCAGCCCAACGACACAGAUUGUUCAGACAUUGAAGGUGUGUGUCCUCUCAGCUGUGACAGUGCCGAUCUGAGCUGUUACCUGGUCGACAACAAUGGCUUUGUCGUGCUGUCCAAAGAGAGGAGAGAGAUUGGUCGCUUCUUUGGCGAGGUAGACGGGUCCAUCAUGGCUUCGUUGCUCAAGAUGGGAAUGUUUAAAAAAGUGUCGUUGUUCGACUACCAGGCAAUGUGCAAGACCGGCCACCAUCACGCCAGCAGCGCGCGACCUCUGCUCAGCCCAUUCUACGUCAUCAUGGCUUUGAUGAGAUGGUUCUUCUCCAACGCGCUGAUGUUCCUGCUGGACUUUAACCUCUGUGGUCUCUGGCACUCUGAUUAUUUUGUGGAUGGUAAGCUCAGACUGACCUGACUGGUCAAGUUCUCUGACAGUGCACUUAAUCACCAUCAAAUCUGGGAAGUCUUUGCAUCUUGGGAAGUUAAAUCUUAUGAGGAGCGCUGGUUUGGGAUUGCCUCUUUUUUCGGGUCAUUAGUGGAGCUGCAUGUUUUAGCAUAUUGGUUUUCAGUCCCACAGGUCGAUGCUUGCUCAGGACAUUACAGUAGAGAUCAGUCUGAUUACAGCGGCUCUAACACGGCACAACCCCGUGAAGGGGAACAAC